AGACACGUUUUCUCAAGUGUUUUUUCACAGUUUGGAUAUUUUGACCGGGUGGACAUCAGUAUUUCAUGAGUCUCUCUCUCUUUUCCUUUGUGUGGCAGUGAAGGGGCUCAGUCCAGAAGGAGACGGAUGAAAACAGUUGAUUGACUGUUUGGUCUGAGGGGUUGAGAGACGGCCCGGCGAGGAGUCAAAGAUGGGUCGGAAGCUGGAUCUGGCUGGACUGAGCGAUAAAGAGGCGGCACAUGUGCUGCAGGUGGUGCAGAGAGACAUGAGGCUGCGCAAGAAGGAGGAGGAGCGACUCAGUGAAAUGAAGCAGGAGCUGGACGAGGAGGGCAGCCGCUGCCUCCUGCUCUCGCGGCAGACUUGCUUCAACCGGCGCUGCUGCAUUCGCUGCUGCUCGCCCUUCACCUUCCUGCUCAACCCCAGGCGCCAGUGUCGGGACUGCAGCUACAACGUCUGCAAGGCCUGCCGGGUGUACAACAAGAGGGACAAAGCCUGGCUCUGCUCCGCCUGCCAAAAGAGCAGGUUGCUUAGGACACAGUCUCUGGAAUGGUUCUACACAAACGUAAAGAAACGCUUCAAGAGAUUUGGCAGUGCCAAAGUGCUGAAGACUCUGUACAGGAAGCACCUCGCGGAGCACAGUGCACUUUCAGAGCUAACAGAGGGCAGCGCCUGUGAUGAGAGCAUCUGCAAUGAUGGCAGCAUCUGUGGGAGUGAUUCCACUUUCUACAGACAAACUGAAGAGCACAGCAUGGCAGAGACUCUCAGUGUGGCGAUGCGGGUGGCAGAGGAGGCCAUAGAUGAGGCCAUUUCAAAAGCUGAGACUGACACCUCCAAUCAGGAGAAGCAGAAUGAGGCACACUAUCUGCGGGAGCACAGAGGAGAGCUCAUCGAGGAACUGGCCAAAACUAUUGUGCAAAAAAUCAUAAGCAGGAGAAAGGCUUUGGCUGAGAUGAGGGCAGAAUAUGACCAGGAAUGGCCCCUUGAGUGCAACACUGACCCUCCUCAUCAAUCUACCUGUGAUCAGACCACCAGCCCCCUGAAAUCGCAGGCAAACCUCUGGAGAUCCCACUCAGCCUUUACACUUCUGGACAGUGACUCCCCUGCUCUGAUUCAAGACUCUACCGUGGCCAUGAAGAAGGAGGCCAGCAGUUUAGCUGUGACUGCUUGGAAGAGUGUAGACCGGCUGGACAACUCUGUGCUGAAGAGCCCAGACGGGAACUGGAUCGCCCUGCAGAGCACCCAGCUGUCUCGGCCCAGCUUCCUGGGUAAAAGGAAGAGCCUGGUGUACAGUGCCUUGGAGAGGGAGUCUGGUGUUGUGUCGGCCUACGAGGGCCUAGGCUCCGACAACGAAACCAAACCGGAGCCCGACAGCUCCUGGGGAGCGGUCCUGCAAGAGAUCCACAGGAAGAUGAUGGACUCAAAUAUCAACCUGCACGACUUUGGUGCCGGCGUGUCGCCGCUCGAGGGCCACCAAGGCAGCAGAGACAAUCUGUUUUCAGACUCUGAGGGGAACUGGAAGCCUAACAAACCUCUGCUGGCUCUUCUGAAGCGGAAGGUACCCGCAGAGAUCAGGAAGCCUUCGUCGUCCCGCAGGACCAGCAUUAUUGACAUGAACUUCAACCUGAAAGAAGCGGGAGAGGAGGAGGAGGAGGAAAUCAAGGUGGCUGCUGAGACAGACACGGCAACGGGAAGAAACAGGAAAUUACGAAAGAAGAAGAGUAAAAAUGACCCGUUGUCUUCUUCUGUGUCGGAUUUAAACACAAAGGAGAAUUAUUCUCCUCAUCCCUCAUGCUCCGUGACCCCUGAUACGCUUACCUCUGGAGGCUCAACCCCUGAACCUUUCGACCCCAUUGGUGACAUCACUGGCAAUAGAGCCAAUCGGAUGGAAGAGGACUAUGCUUUAAAACUACAUAAACUUUCCCAAGAGUCCAGCACAAGAGAAGGAGGGCUCGACGAAAGAAGAUAUGCUGGUUUUGAGGACCACUGGGAGAAAAGCAGACAAGGAUAUGAGGACGGAGGUGAUGGAGAUGAGAGGCAGUGCGAGAUGCAGGUAGAUUUGGAAGGAGGAAUAACAAAGGAUGAAGAAGAGGAUGACAAAAAUGACGAGAUGAAGUACAGACUGUACAGGCUUGUGGCACAGUCCAGUCUCACAUACUUCUCAUCUACUGAAGAUGAACUGGACAAAGCGGGACGGAGCGAAGGAGAGCUGGACAUAGACGGAGAUGAAGACAUGGAGGAAGAAGACGACAAGCUGGAGAAACGAACAGAGCCGCUCAGUUAUAGACUUUGUCGGCUGGAGAAGGAGGUCAGAGCGACACAGUUCUCGUCCACUGAGGACGAGCUGGACCGAAUCGGAGUUGAGGAGGAGGAGGAUGGCUAUAAAGAGGGUCUGGCUGUGAAAGUCUGCAGAUUAGCUAACCAGGCCAGUGCCACUCAGUUUUCAUCCACGGAGGAUGAGCUGGACAGAGUGGGAAGAGGAGAGGAUGGAGAGGGGGGCACUGAUGAAGAUAUGCUGUGGAAGCUGCCGCCGGAGAAAGCUCAGCUACGGGAUUUGGCCAGUUUAGUGAGCGCCUCCCAGUUUUCAUCCACUGAGGAUGAGCUGGACAGAGUUGGAGAAAACGAGGCAAAUGAAAGGGGGAGGAGGAGCAGCCGUUUGAUGGAGGAGCUGUGGGAGGGAGCAGGAUCCAUGGGCAACGUAGACGGGACAACGUUUCAUUUGAGGGAUGACAAUGUGAAAAGAAACAAAGACAGGAGUGUGGAAAAAGUCCCAAGUGGGAAUGUUUUGGAGAGUCAAAAAAAAGUUGAGAAUGUUGAGCAUAAUGUAGAGGAAAAUAGGGUUUUUAAAGACAUGAGAGGAAAAAGACAUGUAAUGAGAGCAAAAGGGCAAUUAUGUGAUGAAAAUCUAAGAACUGGGAAAGAUGAGAAAGAAGAGCCAGAAGAAAGACAAGGGAUGCAGUUCAAAACAGGGAGGGAAGCUGAUGGAAUAAAGAUGAUAAGAACCUUACAUGAUACAAAAGAGUUUGAGCCAGGGGCAAGCAGGCCAGAUGAAAGAGAAGGGGAGUUUCAGAGUGUGAGUACAGGGACUCAUAAAAAAUGGGAAAGGGCAGCAGACAGCGACGAGGAGGACUCAGAAUUUGACCGAAUAAUCAGCGGCAUGUUGAUGUUUACUCUGGAUGACAUGCAAUUGGAAACAAAGGACAAAUCUGAAGAUGACAAAGGGAGACGCAAAGAAUUUGAAAAUGAGCAAAAGUUAGAGAGAGGAUCCCGAGAGGGCGCGGUUGAUCCACAAAUCACAGAAUAUCGAGAGGAAACGAUGAACAUAUGCAGUAGUCACGAAAUUGGAGGAGAUGUUUCAGGGAAACAGAGAAGUGGAUCUCUGCGGGAUGUAAGAGGUGCAGUAAUGACAACCAAAGAGGCAUUUAAGACAAAUGAGAGCCAGCAGACAUGUCCAAAAUCUGGAGUGAAUGACGAUGAGCAGAAACAGGAAGGAAGAGGAAUCGUGAAUCACGAGGAGUGGAAACGAGUCAAGACUCGGGGGGAUUCUGCAGACUUUGACAAGAAGGAUGUGGAUGAAAAGCACGAGGAAACAGAAGACCAAAAAGUGGAUGAUGUGGAGCUGAGCAGCGCAUCUGCUCCUGAGGAGGGUUUUCUGUCACCAGGAGAGAUUCAGAAUAGAUAUUCGGCAGUGUCUCUACGUAGCAUCACCACUGAGGUGUUAAAGGUGCUGAACGCCACUGAGGAGCUGCUGCAAGGAGCAGAGGGAGGAGACGGCGCUCAGCCCUCCAUCCAGCCACUUCCCUCCAGCUUGAACCACAAAAAACUGGAUCAACAGUUCUGCAGACUUGAGGAAAACGUGUAUGUGGCAGCUGGCUCGGCGUACGGUCUGGAGGCGGAGCUUAACGACCUGGAGGAGUGUGCCAGGGGCAUCAGCAGCUCCACGUCCAACCUGGAGCUGUCCUUCCUGGAGGAGCAGGUGGCAGCCGCAGCCGCCAAAGUUCAUCAGUCUGAGCUACAGAUCUGCGACAUCUCGGCCAGAAUUGCUGCUUUGAAGAGUGCUGGUCUGAAUGUGGACCCUCAGUCUCGCUUCGCUAAGACCAGAACCUCCCCGGAUAUGCCUGUGACGCUGGACUCCUCAAGACAGCACAGAAGAAAAUUACCCGCUCCACCUGUCAAAGAAGAAAAGGAAACGUGA
This is a messenger RNA of Menidia menidia (Atlantic silverside), 4192 nucleotides long. The record is from the annotation of a GenBank genome assembly. Lineage: Eukaryota; Metazoa; Chordata; Actinopteri; Atheriniformes; Atherinopsidae.